UCCCUCCUUUAAAGCUGGCUGGUGCUCAGGCAACACUCUCUUGGAAAACUGCAGAGAUGGCAGCUGUUUGGAUGCUCCUCUGUGUGCUGACUGUUUGCCUCGCCAGAGAUCUGUCUCCCGAUGAGAUCUCCUUAAAGAAAGCCUUUGCACUUUUCCAGUCGAUGGAGUCCAUGUUAGACCAAGAUGCUAGAGAAGUACAACUGGAAACCAAUGACGUGGAAGCUGAGGCGUCUGGUCACCAGAAUCCUGAACAAAAGCCCCAGAGCGUCAACGAGACAACAAAUGUCCAGAACCAGGUCGUAACGAGUGACAACGGCACGGCGGGAGGCGUCCAGAACCGGGUCGUCAUUAGGGGAAAUUCCACUGCGGGGCGUGACCUAAAAUGGGUCAUCAUAGGAGGCGACUCCACAACUGAGGACGUCCAGAACCGGGUCGUCAUUAGGGGAAACGCCACGGCGGGGGGCGUCCAGAACUUGGUCAUCAUUAAGGACAAAGCCAAGACGGGGGGCGUCCAGAACCUGAUCGUCAUUAGCGAAACCGCCACAGCAGAGGCUGUCCAGAACCGGGUCGUCAUUAGGGGAGUGGCCAAGGAGGGGGGCGUCCCAAAAUGGGUCGUCAUUGGGGUAGACUCUACGACUGGGGACGUCCAGAACCGGUUUGUCAUUUGGGGCGAAGCAACGACGGGGGGUGUCCAGCAGAACCUGGUCCCCAUGGACAACGGCACGAUGGGGGGCGUCCAGCAGAACAACGGCACGACGGGGGGUGUCCAGCAUGAGCACAAAGUACUCCUGGAUACCCAUGAAGUAGACGAGCAGUUGUUGAACGGGACGUUGAGCGACGAGGAAAAGUUGAACGGGACGUUGAGCGACGAGGAAAAGUUGAACGGGACGAUGAGCGAAGAGCAGUUGUUGAACGGGACGAUGAGCGAAGAGCAGUUGUUGAACGGGACGAUGAGCGACGAGCAGUUGUUGAACGGGACGAUGAGCGACGAGCAGUUGUUGAACGGGACGAUGAGCGACGAGGAAAAGUUGAACGGGACGUUGAGCGAUGAGGAAAAGUUGAACGGGACGAUGAGCGACGAGCAGUUGUUGAACGGGACGAUGAGCGAGGAGAUAUUCCAUACUGCAUAGUUUCAUCUCGUCUAUUUUGAGUGCCUUGAAGCGCUUGAUAUCUGAGAUGUUAUCUUAGCAGCAAUAUAAUAAAACGUGUAUACAUUUCUUAAAUAA
Trematomus bernacchii (emerald rockcod) is the source of this 1226-nucleotide messenger RNA. RefSeq lists its product as uncharacterized. NCBI's taxonomy places the organism in Eukaryota, Metazoa, Chordata, Actinopteri, Perciformes, Nototheniidae. The coding region runs from base 57 to 1130 and encodes 357 amino acids. The transcript is spliced from 4 exons. The record is from RefSeq and is a predicted model, not a curated record.